This is a messenger RNA of Gongylonema pulchrum, 429 nucleotides long. NCBI's taxonomy places the organism in Eukaryota, Metazoa, Nematoda, Chromadorea, Rhabditida, Gongylonematidae. The record is from the annotation of a GenBank genome assembly.
AUGAACGAGGGUAUGCAAUACCCAAAUAAUAUCAAUUUAACGCUGAGACUCGGCAAAACAUUCGACAUCACAUACGUUAGGUUGAAAUUUAUCAGUCCACGACCAGAAAGUUUCGUUAUUUUCAAGAAAACUCAACCCGAUGACGAAUGGAUUCCGUGGCAGUACUACAGUGGUUCUUGUCGAUCAACUUACGGAAUGCCGGAGAAAGCACCAAUCUUGCCGGGCAAUGAGGCUGUCGCACAGUGUACCCGAGAAUUCUCUGAUAUUUCUCCGCUGACCGGUGGCAAUAUUGCAUUCUCGACACUGGAAGGGCGACCAAGCAGCCAGAAUUUUGAGGAGAGCGAAACUCUUCAGGUCAGAUUAUUGCAAAAAUUUUCUUUUCAUCUUCAUAGCUCGAAAAUUUGUAUUCUACGGAAGAGCCAAAAAUAA